AUGGACGGGGCCGGGCAUCACAGUCGACGAGGAAUCUCUCCCGAAAAGUCUGUCCGGUCAUCCUUCUCGUCCGUCCGCGAGAACGAUUCUGACGUUGCCCAGACUUUUACUAGCACGAAGGUUUCUUCUUACUCCCGGCAAGACGAGGAGGCUGUAGACGAUUUGCCUCCAUCGCGGCUGGAAAUGGCUACUAUGACGCAAUUCGUACCUCCUAUCACGCAACCGCAAAGCAGGCUACAUGGCUCGUGGGUUCCUGCUGUCGCCGCAGAUGGCUUCCAAGGUUGGAAACAAAUCGGUGUAAGAGGUAGACAGGCCAGCAGGAGCUAUGGGGACUUACGGUCAUUGAAGAUCGUAUGGUCGACUCCCGUCACGCCAAACAAGACUAAGGGUCCGGACAGGCCGGCGCCUGGCAUGUCACCUAUUGAAAGACUACCCCUGGAGCUGCUUGAUCCAAUAAUCGACCAUUUGGUCAUCGAUGUACCUCCAAAUGGAGUUACUGCGCGUAACGUUGAUCUGAUGUCGCUACUCUUAACGUCAAGAAGAUUGCACACAGCAACUAUAAAUGCACUCUAUAAGAACAUCACUAUUCCCCAUUCACGAAUUUUCCGCAAGUUCUUGACCCACAUUACCGAGAAUAAGGAACUUGGCACGAUUGUGCGGCGGCUGGAUUUCAGCCACUUCAACCCAAUGACUCUCUUCGAGACUGCUGCUGAGCGAGCUACAACUCGCAACUUGACCCCUGAGACCUUGCUGCAGUGUCUUCAGCUGACGCCGUACCUGAGGGAGUUCUUGGCUCAGGAGUACAUCGACACGGAGAUCGACGAAAAUGUACUACGCAAACUCUUCUUUGGGCUUGAAAGACUGGAGGCUUUGGAUUUCACGGGCAUUUCCUCGGCAAACUUCAAGAAUGCCAUGUCAGCGAUUGUGGACUCCGAAUGGCCUGAAAACUUGGCCAUCACUCGCCUAUCUCUGCACAGGUGCAUCAACCUCCCUUCGAGGGUGUUCGACACUUUACUCCCACGAUUAGGCAGACUCACAUAUUUAGAUGUUAGUGGAACGCAGAUCACAAACAAGGCACUUCAGUCGAUACCGCACACCGCCAGGGUUACACACCUCAACCUGGCCAAAUGCAAAGCGCUGACACCAGAGAAUGUCAUCGACUUUUUGGAGAACCACCCGGCGGUGAAGCACUCACUCAUAUAUCUGAGCCUUGCUACAGAUGCGCGGAGCCACCAGCUUUUGGAUGUAGACGACGUGAGCAGGUUGAUUCCAAUCCUUCCUAAGAGCCUGCGAUCUCUUAGCCUGAAGGGGAGCAAAAUGGAUUCUACACACAUCGACCUUCUUCGACCGUUGACGAAGCAUUUAGAGGAACUGGCACUGGGACGACGGCUCCAAGUAAGCGACAUCGAUCAGCUAUUCAGACCCAACAGGAACGACGACGAUCAGGAGGCGAUGGAGGUGGAUUGGGAACCUCACACGCUCAAGUAUCUCGACCUAUCGGACUACAUGCGGACAGAGUUGGACCUGAGUGCCUUGUUUGGAAGCAGCAUAUCGAUCAUGAAGAAGUCGUCGGCCCCGCUGGAGGUAGUCGAAGUUGCCGACGAGCUAUACAUGCGCCUCGCGAAAUCGCCGGCCGUGGAGAAAUCCGGGUGGGCGGUCAAGGAGUUCGGAAGCAGGGCGUGGCUUGUCAGACGAUUUACCGCCAAGGACGGCCCUCGGGACUCGGGAAUGCGUUCCUGGAAGAUGGGCGCUUCGUUCUGGGGCAUGCGAAAGCUUCCCGUCGCUAGGUCCGACGUGGGUGGCAUGUAUGGGUCCUACAUGUUCAAAAGGAAGUUGUAA
Pseudomassariella vexata is the source of this 1839-nucleotide messenger RNA. RefSeq lists its product as uncharacterized. Lineage: Eukaryota; Fungi; Ascomycota; Sordariomycetes; Amphisphaeriales; Pseudomassariaceae. The coding region runs from base 1 to 1839 and encodes 612 amino acids. The record is from RefSeq and is a predicted model, not a curated record. The transcript has 2 exons.